AUACCAGACACCGGCGCAGCCACAAUCUUCAAGUUUGAAAAUUGUUCCGUUGACACCCCCUCGCUUCCCCUAUUGAUCCAGUUACCGCCCUUCCUUCAUUGUACAAUACAUCGUGGCAUUGGUACUCUUUCUUCGCCAUCUCUGUCUGUACACACCCUUCUUCCCGCUUCGCAGGACGGCUGCACGCCCCUGAUUUUUCUCACCGCCACCCUUAUCCCUAUUUUUAGGGGUUCUCAUCUUCUUUCAAGAUUCUUAAUAGAGGUACGAUCUGUGUGCUCUUUUCCGAGUUUUUGGGCCACGUUGUACUCCCCGGGAACAACCCCCCUCAUUCUUGACCUCAACUGAUUGUAUUCGCUGAUCGCAGUUCUUACACACAUACCAAACUAAACUAUGGCUCGACCUCUCCGCCGCUCGAGUCCCAUAACCUUAAUACUAGCCCUGGUACUUUUCCUCGGCUUUAUAAUUUUUAUCCUUUCACCAUCAAAUCCCGUGCCAUCAAUUCCAAAGAGCAAGAUUGCUUCAUCGUCAUCUACACGAACAUCGCCGAACUCGCCACCUCCAGUUGUCCACUACUACCUUAACAACCUUACUACCUCUUCUGACCCUGUUGGUAACCGUGAAAGGGUUUUAGUUUUAACCCCUGUGGCCAGGUUUUAUGACGAGUAUUGGCAAAAUCUUUUGAAGCUUAGCUAUCCUCGCGACUUGAUCGAGCUCGGAUUUAUCGUUCCCAAGACCCGCGAGGGUAACACGGCAUUGGCAAAAUUGGAGGAUGCCGUUCGCCGUGUACAAACCGGGUCGAAGAAACACAGAUUUUUGGGGGUGACUAUUAUUCGGCAAGAUUUCGACACACCGGUGCCCCAGAAUGAGAAGGAGCGGCAUGCGCUUUCUGCCCAAAAGGAACGAAGAGAGGCCAUGUCUCGUGCUAGGAAUUCCUUGCUGUACACCACUUUGGGAACGGAGACAGCUUGGGUCUUGUGGCUGGACGCAGAUAUUAUUGAAACCCCGCAUACCCUAAUUCAGGACCUUGCAUCACACGAUAAGGCCGUAAUUGUUCCCAACUGCUAUCAAAGGUACACCGAUAAGGGCAAGGAGAAGACUCGUCCCUACGAUUUCAACUCAUGGCACGAUUCGGAGACUGCCCUUGCGAUGGCCCGGAAAAUGGGUUCGGACGAGAUUAUUCUCGAAGGUUAUCAUGAGAUGGCGACUUACAGGUCUCUGAUGGCAUACGAAAUGACAGAGGGAGGGGAUCCGCAUCUGGAGACCGAGCUCGAUGGUGUUGGCGGAACAGCACUGCUGGUGAAGGCGGAGGUACACCGUGAUGGUGCUAUGUUUCCUCCAUUCCCAUUCUACAACCUUAUUGAGACCGAGGGCUUUGCAAAGAUGGCAAGAAGACUCGGCCAUCAGCCUUACGGAUUGCCAAACUACCUGGUAGGUUCUUCAUAUACCUACUGCACCUACGAGUACGAUUUUAAUUGAACUAGGUUUACCAUUAUAAUGAAUAAUUGGCGCAAUUGACCACAUUUUCUUCCCCCCGUCCGAUCCAUGGGCGCUAAUGUGUUACUCGGCCGGUUUUUGAGUGUAUACCCUUAUGUUCGUUCAUUCUUAUUUUUCAUCUUAUUUACGCUAGUUACCUCGCCGCCGCCCCCGAAAGAAAUCCGUUCCCGCUGGCUUCACUAGACAACUAACGUGUUUUUUUCCUGGAAUCCUUUUUUCUUGUCCCGUUGCGGUAUCUGUUUUGGGGCUAUAUAUGACGUUCCGUGUGAAUAGAGGUUUUUUGCUUUUGUUUUUUUGCUGUUUCCGCUUUUCUGCUGUUCUGCUUCAAAAGGGAGGGGCAGAUGGGUCGUUCUUGGAUGAAAGCAUGGAGUUACGUCUUUACCGCACAUUACCGUAUUCAAUUCCGUGCUUUAGCUUGUCGAUUCUACUCUAGUGGUUCUAUAAUUGUGUAUUUGAUCAUCUAAUAUCUUGUAGAGAUACCCUCCAAAGGGAAGCCCGGGCGGAAAACAUUGGUACUCUAGCACCUAGAAUGCCGGCUGUACCAAUGGGGUACUUGGAUAUCCUCACGACGGCGAGUGCCCAUUUCUACUAGCGAGGCGGUGCUGGAUAUUAGCGGUUGUGAUGGAGGGUACAAAUUAUAGAAAGCCCCUUGCACCCCCUAGUCAAACUAUACCGCAAUCGGCCAAGCCUCUACAAAGUAGUU
This is a messenger RNA of Tuber aestivum (summer truffle), 2197 nucleotides long. NCBI's taxonomy places the organism in Eukaryota, Fungi, Ascomycota, Pezizomycetes, Pezizales, Tuberaceae. The record is from the annotation of a GenBank genome assembly.